AGUACACCUCACCCAGACACACUCUGCAUAUCUGGGCUCUUCAACUGUACAUGCCUUCAGGGUCAUCCACCCAAAUCUUCAAGGCCAGCAAUUUUCGCCAUUUAUUUUUCUUUUUGUUUUCUUUCUGCCUGUUUUCCUCCCUUUUCUCAGCCUCAGAAAUUCAGCCCCUGCCUCCAAAUCCCAGCCUUCAAAGCAGGGACACCAGUGUCCAGAGGUUGGAGCAGGGACGCUGGUGACCAGAUGCUGGAGCAUGGUGGUUAGCGCACGCUGUGAAAUGUGACGACAGCCAGCAGUCAGGCCACGUGGAGGCCCACUGUGCUGGUUUGCUGGGAGAGCCCUUGGAGAGAGACUGUGAUAUUUGUCUUUUUAACUUUGCUUCUUUUUUUUUGACCUAUGUGCAUACUGUGCAUAGCUGUAACAUAACUCUUUUUUUCUUCCUUUCUCUAUUCUGUAACUAAGGAUUGUACCUUGGUACUCUGUACAUAAGAUGGCAUCGUAUGUUGUGACAUUGUUACACUCUGACUAAUCUUACAACUGAAGAAGCUGUAUGUUGGUACCUUUGAACCUAAGUUGGCACUGUUAAGAGGCAACAUAUAAACCUUUCACUGUAUUCAUGUGAGUAGUUACUAGUGUGUACCGCAAGGGUCGGUGUUGGGUCCACUGCUGUUUGUCAUUUUUAUAAAUGACCUGGAUGAGGGCGUAGAAGGAUGGGUUAGUAAAUUUGCAGACGACACUAAGCUCGGUGGAGUUGUGGAUAGUGACGAAGGAUGCUAUAGGUUGCAGAGAGACAUAGAUAAGUUGCAGAGCUGGGCUGAGAGGUGGCAAAUGGAGUGUAAUGCAGACAAGUGUGAGGUGAUGCACUUUGGUAGGAGUAACCAGAAAGCGAAGUACUGGGCUAAUGGUAAGAUUCUUAGUAGUGUAGAUGAGCAGAGAGAUCUCGGUGUCCAUGUACACAGAUCCUUGAAAGUUGCCACCCAGGUUGACAGGGCUGUUAAGAAGGCAUACAGUGUUUUAGCUUUUAUUAAUAGAGGCAUCAAGUUCCGGAACCAUGAGGUUAUGCUGCAGCUGUACAAAACUCUGGUGCGGCCGCGCUUGGAGUUUUGCAUACAGUUCUGGUCACCGCAUUAUGGGAAGGAUGUGGAAACUUUGGAAAGGGUGCAGAGGAGAUUUACAAGGAUGUUGCCUGGUAUGGAGGGAAGGUCUUACGAGGAAAGGCUGAGGGACUUGAGGCUGUUUUCAUUAGAGAGAAGAAGGUUGAGAGGUGACUUAAUUGAAACAUAUAAAAUAAUCAUAGGGUUAGAGAGGGUGGAUAGGGAGAGCCUUUUUCCUAGGAUGGUGAUGGCGAGCACGAGGAGGCAUAGCUUUAAAUUGAGGGAUGAAAGAUAUAGGGCAGAUGUCAGAGGUAGUUUCUUUACUCAGAGAGUAGUAAGGCAAUGGAACACUUUGCCUGCAGCGGUUGUAGAUUCGCCAACUUUAGGUACAUUUAAGUCAUCAUUGGAUGAGCAUAUGGACGUACAUGGAAUAGUGUAGAUUAGAUGGGCUUAAGAUCGGUAUGACAGGUCAGCACAACAUCGAGGGCCGAAGGGCCUGUACUGUGCUGUAAUGUUCUAUGUACACAUGACAAUAAAGCUAAUUCAUUCAUUCUUUAGUCUAAUAAUGACCAUGUAACCAAUGUUCAAAAGCAAAGUUGCUGGAAAAGCCCAGCAGGUCUGGCAGCCUCUGCGAAGGAAAAAAACAGUUGAUGUUUCAGGUCAGUAACCCUUCCUCAGAACUCAGUUUCAUGCCACCAGACCCAAAACAUUCUUUCCUUCACACAUGCUACCAGACCUCCUGGGCUUUUCCAGCAACUUUGUUUUUGUUCCUGGUUUACAGCAUCAGCAGUUCUUCCGGUUUUUAUGUAACCAAUGUUGAUGCUUAUAAAAUCCAUUUGGAUUGCGGAAGGAAACCUGUGAUCUCUUAAUCUCUGAGGGUCUUAAGUCUUUGGAAUUCUCUUCCUGAAAGACCGGCGAAAGCAAAGUCCCCAAAUAUUUUUAAAACAGAGGUGGAUGGAUUUUUUUUAUGCAAGAGAUUGAAAGGUUAUUUGGAGUAGGCAGGAAUACAGAUUGGAGAUGACAGUCUGAUUAACUAUGAUCUUAUUAAAUCGUGGAGCAGCCUCAAAUGUCUGAUUGGCCUUCACUUGCUCCUUAUUUGCUGUGCUUAUUUUGUAUAUAAAUUUUACUGGCAGUAUUUCAUGUUGUUUUACAGAGAGGGUGAAAAAGAAUUUUUAAAAUUCUGUUUCCAACUCUGUGCGAUCAAAGAAAUGUGUUUUUCUAACCCAAGUAUGAAGACAAUUCACGCAACUGGCUGGAAGUCUUUUUUUGUGUUUAAAUCAAUGGGAUUGUUUUCUUUUACUGGAUAAAUGCACAUUGCAAGCCUAAUGAGAAAGAUAUCUUUCAAAACUGAAAGAAAAGGAGCAUUGAGGAACAUACCAAAAACCCUGAGAGGGAGCUUGAAAUUUAUGGUAUGAAGAUUGAGUCUAAAGUUACUUCUCGAUUUGCUCACAACGUGGUAAUCAGCCGAGUGGUAAAUCAAGCCAAUGAAUCAAAGGAAGCUUUCUUUGAAAUGGAACUGCCUAAAACAGCAUUUAUUACCAAUUUCAGCAUGACUCUAGAUGGAGUGACAUACAUGGGAGCUGUGAAAGAAAAACAAGUUGCUCAGCAGCAGUACCAACAAGCAGUUUCACGGGGACAAUCUGCAGGGCUUGUAAAAGCAUCUGGAAGAAAAAUGGAGAAGUUCAAAGUGUCAGUAAAUAUUGGACCAACAAAAAAAGUCACCUUUGAACUAACUUAUGAAGAAUUGUUAAAACGUCAUCUGGGGAAAUAUGAAAUGCAAAUCAGAGUAAAACCCAAGCAAUUUGUCAAACAUUUCCAGAUUGAUGUACACAUUUUUGAACCACAAGGCAUUGCCUUUCUGAAUGUUAAUGCAAAGUUUCUAACAAAUAAUCAGACUUCAAUUGUGAAAAAGACUCUUACAGAAACAAGGGGCCACAUUUUCUUUAAACCAACUCUUGAGCAACAGCGCAAAUGUCCUAAUUGUCAUGAGACUAUUCUGGAUGGAGACUUCAUCAUUGAGUAUGAUGUCAAUAGAGACCUGUCUGCUGGUAGUGUUCAGAUUAUAAAUGGAUAUUUUGUACAUCAUUUUGCCCCUGCUAAUCUGCCCAUAAUGCCUAAAAAUGUCAUAUUUGUGAUUGACCACAGUGGAUCUAUGUCAGGGACUAAGAUGCGUCAGACAAAUGAAGCCCUUCUAAAAAUUUUGGAUGAUAUGGACAUAGAAGAUCAUUUUGCCAUUAUUCCCUUUCAUAGCUCCGCUGAAAUAUGGAAAAAUGCCAUCCAUCAAGCAACUCCAAGCACUGUGACUGAAGCUAAAAUGUUUGUGCAAAAUAUCAGUGCCAGAGGAGGAACAAAUAUAAAUGAUCCAAUGUUGAAAGCUGUAAGUCUUCUAAACAAGGCCCAUCAAGACAAGCUUCUGCCUGAAAGAAGUGUCUCCAUGAUUAUUUUGUUAACGGAUGGUGAUCCAAAUGAAGGUGUAUCAAACCCAACAACAAUCCAGCAGAAUGUUAAAAGUGCCAUCAAUGGCAGAUACAAUGUGUAUUGCCUUGGGUUUGGUUUUGAUGUUAAAUACAGUUUUCUCGAGAAAAUGGCUCUGGAGAAUAAUGGUGUAGCUCGGAGAAUUUAUGAGGAUUCAGAUGCUCCCUUACAGCUCCAGGGCUUUUAUGAUGAAGUAGCAAAUCCCCUGCUUUUGGAUAUUGAAUUGCAAUAUCCAGAGAAUGCCAUUUCCGACUUAACUCAGGCUAAUUUUAGGCAGUAUUAUGAUGGGUCUGAAAUUGUAGUAGCUGGCAAGAUUUCCGACAAUGACCUGGAUUUUCUCACAGCAAAGGUCUUUGCUCAAACUGCCAAUGAAAAUCUCACUCUGAAAGUAGAAGUGCAGGUAUCAGAGGUUGAAGAUGUCACUCAGCAGCAGCAAUACAUUUUUGGUGACUUCACUGAGCGGCUAUGGGCUUAUUUGACCAUACAACAACUCUUAGAGAAGCGGGUUUCUGCAGAGACAAAUGAGAAAGGAAACCUGACUGACAGAAUCCUGGAACUGUCACUCAAGUACAGCUUUGUAACACCACUAACAUCUAUGGUUGUAACAAAACCAGAGGAAAAUAAAAAUGAGCGCUUUGUGGCUGACAAACCAGCAGAAGAUGAAAAAAUCAGAACACCAAAAGCACAACAUAGUGGUCCAAGAUAUAAAAGCCGUGUUCGUGCUUUCACUUCUGUUGACAGUGAUCCUCAUUUUAUUGUUUCAAUAAAUGACCACAGUGAUGCAAUUUGUUUCAACGUUGAUGGGAAACCAGGGGCAAUUCUAAAUCUGGUCACUGAUCCGUAUAAAGGCUUUGUGGUAAAUGGACAAUUGAUUGGAGUGAAGGAAGUAAAAGAUAACAAGAAAAUGAAAACUUACUUUGGAAAGCUUGGAAUUGCAAGUAAUAAAAUGGAUGUGAAAGUUGAAAUAUCAACAGAAAUUAUUGCAAUCAAUCAUGGAGAUGAUGAGAUUACUUUCCCCUGGUCAGAAACAGUAUCCUUAACAAAAGAAAGUUUCUCAAUCUCAAUUGUGAAAGAAAGGAAUCUGACGCUAACAAUGGGAGAUGAUGCAAAAUUUGUUAUUGUGCUGCAUCAUGUGAGGAAAAACCACACUGUACACAGAGAUUUUCUGGGAUUUUAUACACUUGACAGCCACAGCUUAUCAAAUGUGACCCAUGGAUUGCUUGGUCAGUUUUACAAUGAAGUAAAUGCGGUGAUACGUAAUAUUAGUCCUCGCUUACAUCAAGACAAACUUCGUGCAACCAUGAUUGUAAAAGGUCACAAACUUAGAGUAAGAAGGGUGUCUGAGAAAGAUUACAGGCUUGAUUCAAACCGAGGCAUCAAUAUCCCAUGUUGGUUUGUCCACUCCAGUGGGAAAGGAUUUAUAGAUGGAAUUGCCACUGACUAUAUUGUUUCUUCUUUAUUUAACUCACUACAUUCAUGAUUUGAGAGCAGAUGAUGAAAGUUUAACACUUUUGUAUCCCUGGCAUAACUUUGCUAUUCAGUCGCUUAUAUGAUAAAUACAUAUAUUUUAACAGUUAUAAAUCUGCAAGCACUUCAAUUAUAUAUUUCUAUGUUUGUAAUUUACUCGUCUGUGUCAAAUGGCCCAAUUUGGUUUGUAUGUGGAAAAACUGAACCAGGUGUUAUAUGGUGAACUCAGUGUUGACCCAACAGAAUGAAUCUUCUAGAUUCUAAAAAUGUUUGGGCCUUGGGAUCCAGUUCUGCCUUCCAGUCCUGUUAAUAGAAGGAGCAGGAUUUUAUGUGCAUUCUCACAGGAGCUGGUCAAUUAAGCAACUUUCCCGUGAGAUCACAAUCCAAUUUGAGAAAACCAGCAGCCUAAGGAGGUGAAAAGGUUAAUCAGUGCCUGCAGCCAACAAUCUUUAAUGUUGCAUCAAGAGAAUUAAGGUAGGCGAUGGCCUCAUAGUAUUAUCUCUGGAUCAUUAAUCCAAAGACCUAGGUAAUAUUCUUGAGUCCUGAAUUCAAAUCCCACCAUAACAAAUGGUGGAAUUUGAAUUCAAUAACAAUCUGGAAUUAAGAGUCUAAUGAUGACCAUGAAUCCAUUGCUGAUUGUCAGGAAAAUACCAUCUCGUUCACUAAUGUCCUUUAGGGAAGGAAAUCUGCCAUCCUUUCUGGUCUGGCCUACAUGUGACUUCAGACCCACAACAUUGUGGUUGAGUCUUAACUGCCCUCUGGGCAAUUAGGAAUGGGCAAUAAAUGCUGGCCCUGAUCCCAUGAAUAAAUUAAACAAUGGGACAUGAGGAGUUAUGUAGUGAAAGGGAGAUGAGGGUAGUGGCACCAGAAGGCUUCCCUAUAACCAGAAUUUCCGUGCAACUGCAGUUUUCUUGUGAGACUGCUGCAUUGCAGGGUCGAACAACCAUAUCGGGGAGUUCUGUGAGCAGUUUUUGUCUCUUUAUUUAAGAAAAGAUUAUUUUAUUGGAAGCAGUUUAGAGGAGGUUCUCGAGAAUGAUCACUGCUAUGGAGGGAUUGUUUUAUCAGUAAAUGUUAAACAGAUUGGGUCCCUACUAAUUGGAGUUUAGAAGAAUGAGAGGUGAUCUUAUUGAAAGAUAUAGGAUUCUUUAGGACCUUGACGAGUCAAGUACUGAGAGGAAAUUUCCCAUUGUAGGAGAGUCGAGGAUGAUAGAGCAUAGUCUCUGAAUAAGAGGGGCAAAUUUAAGACUGAGAUUUGGAGGAAUUUCUUCUCUCAGAGGGUUUGAGUCUUUGGAACUCCUUGCCACAGAAAGCUGUGGUGGCAGCGUCCUUGUAUAUGUUUAAAGCUGAGACAAAUUCUUGAUCAGUAGGGGAAUCAAAGGUAAUGAGGAAAGGGCAGGAAAGUGGACAGGAGAUGUAUUGGAUCAUGAUCCAAUUGAAUGGUGGAGAAGGCUCAAAGGGCUGAAUGGCCUACUUCUGUUCCUAUUUCUUAUGAUCUAAUGCUGUUAUGGCAGCAUGUGCCAAUUGCCAUUUUUACCGUGUGUUGAUCAGAUAUUCUGGACCUGUCAAGCUACUUGGAAUUCUUGAUAUGUACUUACCUCCUGUGAACGGAAGAAAAUCUGUGUACCUUCCAGGAUAAGGCAGGCUCCAUUUUAAGUCUUUGCAUGGGUUUUAAUGACUACAUAAUUAUACUGUUGAAUAAAGUUACCAGCAAAAUACUUAAUCACUGAAAAAUUGUUAUACAUACAGAAGGUGCUAUUGCACAUGUACACAAUUAAAUCAAUUUUAUUUCAAAUUCA
This is a messenger RNA of Stegostoma tigrinum, 6829 nucleotides long. Its product is annotated as inter-alpha-trypsin inhibitor heavy chain H3-like. The record is from RefSeq and is a predicted model, not a curated record. Gene Ontology annotation, biological process: hyaluronan metabolic process. The transcript is spliced from 21 exons. Gene Ontology annotation, molecular function: serine-type endopeptidase inhibitor activity. Lineage: Eukaryota; Metazoa; Chordata; Chondrichthyes; Orectolobiformes; Stegostomatidae. Bases 2503 to 5046 code for a protein of 847 amino acids.